AUGAAGCAUCCCAAGGCGCUCACUGACUCGCCUCAGCAGCACCAGCAGCCCCCCACGCACCACCACUUCUCUCUGACUUCCAAACCCCUGCUCGACUCCUCCCCCACCGUCGAUUCCAACAACGUCUCCGUCGCCGCCCUCGACGACGAGCCCACCUCCGUCCUCGACCACCACCUCACCUCCAGCCCCGCCACCGCUCCCACGGCCGCCCCCACCGCCGCUGCCUCCGCCGCCGCCGCCGACCUCCCUUUCCUCUCCUGGGCCGGCGGAGGCGACGCUCACCACCAUCACCCCCUCCUCUCCUCUGACGACUGGGAUACCGCCUCCUUGCUCUUCGCCGAAAGGUGCGAUCUUCCCCCCUUCACCGAUGACUCCGAUCCCCAGUUCCUCGACGCGCCCUUCGACCUCCCCUUCGACCCCUUCGCUGCGGCCGCCGACCACGCCAUCCCCUCGCCGGCCUCCAGCUUCGACCGCGCCCAGCUCGACUUGCUCAUCAGCGCCGCCCGUUGCCUGGAGGCCAACGACUUCGCCACGGCGCACGUGAUAUUGUCGCGGCUCAAUCACCAUCUUCCCUCCGCCGGUGCGUCCCCUCUCCUACGUGCCGUCUUUCUCUUCAAGGAGGCUCUUUUAGCGCUGCUUCGCCCGUCCACCGCUGAACCCCUGCUCUCCGCUGCCGAGCUCGUCCGCCACAUCGCCGCCCACAAGGCCUUCGCCGACCUCUCCCCCGUCCCCCACUUCGCCACCUUCACCGCCACCCAGACCGUGAUCGAGGCGCUCGAUUGCGGCGCCCGGUCCAUCCACCUCAUCGAUUUCGACCUCGGCCUCGGCGGCCAGUGGUCGUCCUUCGCGCAGGAGCUCGCCGGGCGAAGCCGCGUGUCGCGCUCCUCGCCGCCGGCCGUGCGUAUCACCGCCGUGGUCGCGGAGGAGUCUGGAGAGACGGUCCUGGCGGCGGACAACCUCCGCGACUUUGCCCGCGGCCUCAACAUCAGCCUCGCCGUCAACUUCGUCCGCGUCGGAGGACUCGGAACGCUCGCCCUCAGCGGGUUCCGCCUCGCCGGCUCCGGAGAGCCCACGGCCGUCGUCCUGACACCCGCCAUCUUCCGCCUCCUCGGCUGCGGCGCCGCCUCUCCGGAUACCGCCGCCGCUCUGCUCCGGUUCGUCCGCCGCGUGUGUCCGCGGGUGGUGGUGUUCGUCGACACGGAGGGGGGAUCGGGCGGCCAUCCCCCGCCGUCGCUGCGGCGGACGGUGGCUGCAGGGGUGGAGCACUACGCGACCGUGCUGGAGUCGGUCGACGCGGCAGCGGCGGAGACGGGGGCGAGGGAGGAUACGGUGCGGUGGGUGGAGCGGGCGGUGAUGCGGCCGCGCGUGGCGGCCGCGGUGGGUGAGUGGGCGGCUGGGCUGGGCCCGUGGCGGGAGCUAUUCGCGGCCGCCGGUUGGUCGCCCCUCCCCUUCAGCGAGUUCGCGGAGUCGCAGGCCGAGUGGCUCGUCCGGCGCACUCCCGUGGGCGGCUACCACGUGGCGAGGCGGGAAGGCGGCGCCCUCGUGCUAAGCUGGAGGGGGAGGGAGAUGGCGUCGACGUCUGCGUGGCGGUGCUGA
Musa acuminata AAA Group (dessert banana) is the source of this 1596-nucleotide messenger RNA. RefSeq names its product scarecrow-like protein 15. NCBI's taxonomy places the organism in Eukaryota, Viridiplantae, Streptophyta, Magnoliopsida, Zingiberales, Musaceae. Gene Ontology annotation, cellular component: nucleus. Gene Ontology annotation, biological process: regulation of DNA-templated transcription. The record is from RefSeq and is a predicted model, not a curated record. The transcript has a single exon. The coding region runs from base 1 to 1596 and encodes 531 amino acids. Gene Ontology annotation, molecular function: sequence-specific DNA binding; DNA-binding transcription factor activity.